GAUGGCCCAAUGGAAAAACGGAUGAGCUACGUAGCGUUUUUGAAUGUUUUGUUUUUUCCUACUUCCUGUCGUUGUUUUUUUCUUGUUUCCCCUUUUUCCUUCCAUAGCCGAGUUGACACGUCGAUGAUGGACCUGGAUGGGUUUGUGGUACCUGUCAAGCAAACAACAGCCGAUAGGUACAGGAACAAUCCUGCUGGUUUUGUCAUCGACGAGAAUACAAGUUGUCCUUGCUCUUGUCCUCCUCAAAAACUUACUACUCUUGCUUCGCCCUUGAUAUGCAUGAUUAUGUCGUACAUGUUUAUAUAA
Messenger RNA from Bipolaris victoriae FI3, 306 nucleotides. RefSeq lists its product as hypothetical. The record is from RefSeq and is a predicted model, not a curated record. NCBI's taxonomy places the organism in Eukaryota, Fungi, Ascomycota, Dothideomycetes, Pleosporales, Pleosporaceae. The transcript has a single exon. The annotation marks the transcript as partial.